Oryzias melastigma (Indian medaka) is the source of this 502-nucleotide messenger RNA. RefSeq names its product SEC61 translocon subunit gamma (gene sec61g). The transcript has 4 exons. The record is from RefSeq and is a predicted model, not a curated record. Bases 12 to 377 code for a protein of 121 amino acids. Gene Ontology annotation, molecular function: transmembrane protein transporter activity. Lineage: Eukaryota; Metazoa; Chordata; Actinopteri; Beloniformes; Adrianichthyidae. Gene Ontology annotation, cellular component: membrane; Ssh1 translocon complex. Gene Ontology annotation, biological process: protein targeting; post-translational protein targeting to membrane, translocation.
CGCUGCAGAUAAUGCAGUCAUUUAGUAGAAACAGGAAGCAGCAUUUGACGCAUGCGCCCUUUAAAUCUACGUCAGCUCUCAGCAGUUUUCUUCUCCACAGCCUAAAGGCGACGUGUCAUAUUUUCCUCUGGCUUCUCGUCGACUCCGCGUCGAAAAAAAGAUUGGACACCAUGGAUCAGGUUAUGCAGUUUGUUGAACCCAGUCGGCAAUUCGUCAAAGACUCCAUAAGACUGGUGAAAAGAUGCACAAAACCCGACAGAAAAGAAUUCCAGAAGAUUGCAAUGGCCACAGCGAUUGGGUUUGCCAUCAUGGGAUUCAUUGGCUUCUUCGUCAAGCUCAUCCACAUCCCCAUCAACAACAUCAUCGUUGGUGGUUGAAACCUGGAAAAAGCAAAGAUGUGAUUCGUUUCUGUGGACAGACGAUGGACUAGCGUGACGGCAUUUUUACAUUCUGAGCUCAACAUUUCUAUUUUGAUGUGUAAAUAAAAUCAGUUGAAGCCAAA